This is a messenger RNA of Manis javanica (Malayan pangolin), 4549 nucleotides long. RefSeq names its product RING1 and YY1 binding protein (gene RYBP). The record is from RefSeq and is a predicted model, not a curated record. Gene Ontology annotation, biological process: positive regulation of DNA-templated transcription. Lineage: Eukaryota; Metazoa; Chordata; Mammalia; Pholidota; Manidae. Gene Ontology annotation, cellular component: nucleus. Gene Ontology annotation, molecular function: transcription coregulator activity; DNA binding.
GAGGGGGGCCAGUCCGCGACGACUCCCCGGACGGCGUUUCUCCUCCGAGCAGCGCCGGUUUCGGCUUUGGGGGGGACGGGGGUACAGCCCAUCCAUGACCAUGGGCGACAAGAAGAGCCCGACCAGGCCAAAAAGACAAGCAAAACCUGCCGCAGAUGAAGGCUUUUGGGAUUGUAGCGUCUGCACCUUCAGGAACAGCGCCGAAGCCUUCAAAUGCAGCAUCUGCGAUGUGAGGAAAGGCACCUCCACCAGAAAGCCUCGGAUCAACUCUCAGCUGGUGGCACAACAGGUGGCGCAGCAGUACGCCACCCCGCCACCCCCCAAGAAGGAGAAAAAGGAGAAAGUGGAGAAGCAGGACAAAGAGAAGCCUGAGAAAGACAAGGAGAUUAGUCCUAGCGUCACCAAGAAAAACACCAACAAGAAGACAAAACCAAAGUCUGAUAUUCUGAAAGAUCCUCCUAGCGAAGCAAACAGUAUACAGUCUGCAAACGCUACAACAAAGACCAGUGAAACGAAUCACACCUCAAGGCCCCGGCUGAAAAAUGUGGACAGGAGCACCGCACAGCAAUUGGCAGUAACUGUGGGCAACGUCACCGUCAUUAUCACAGACUUUAAGGAAAAGACUCGCUCCUCCUCGACAUCCUCAUCCACAGUGACCUCCAGUGCAGGGUCAGAACAGCAGAACCAGAGCAGCUCGGGCUCGGAGAGCACAGACAAGGGCUCCUCCCGCUCCUCCACGCCGAAGGGCGACAUGUCAGCAGUAAAUGAUGAAUCCUUCUGAAAUUGCACAUGGAAUUGUGGAAACUAUGAAUCAGGGUAUGAAAUUCAAAUCCUCCACCUGCCCGUGCUGCUUGCACCCCUGAAGAAUCUUCUGCGGACAUCGACCUCUUAGUCAUGCUGCCAGGAUAAUUCUGCUCGCCAUGGGCAUCUGGCCACCAAGGAAUUUUGCACCCUGAUGAUUACUCUUGACACUUUUAUGUAUUCCAUUGUUUUAUAUGAUUUUCCUAACAAUCAUUUAUAAUUGGAUGUGCUCCUGAAUCUACUUUUUAUAAAAAAAAAAAAUCUGCUGUGCACAAUUUUCCAUGUACAUUACAACUGGUUUUUGUUCUUGUUUUGUUGGGGAUAGGGGGGAGGGCCGGGAGGGAGAGGGAACUUUUAUUUAUUGUGUUCACAAACUCCAUCCUUUCAGCAUAUCCUUUUAAGUUUAGUUCUUUCUUCCAGUUAUACUAUGUACUAUCAGUUUUGAUAUAACUAUAUAUAUAUAUAAAUAUAAAAUUAUAUAUAAAGGGUUAUUUGAAACCAAUUCAUGGCAACGCUGGUGCUUGAUACACUGUGAAGUGAAUACAACAUUGAACAGUUAAAGAUCUGGGACACUCCCUUCUACGAAAGUGCUGAAAUUAAAGUCAGUCUUACAUGAAGUAUAUUCCAACUCACGUGGGAACUUGACUCAUCUGUCUAAAGUGUACUGGACGACAUAAAAAAAAUUUUUUUUAAACAAUGUGAUCUCAAAUGUAAAGACUGCUCCAGGUAGCCUGCAUUUGCAACAGAAUAACUGACAAACCACAGGUGGUUUAUUUGGGAGGGCUUUGGUCAUUCAGAAUAACUAAACUAGCUCUGGAAUGCCAAGUAUUCGUGUAAAUCACAGUUAACAUGUUACCAUUGCCGUUCCUACAUAAGCACUCAUGAAAACACAGUGUUCUGUAACUCGAAUUCCAUCCCUUUAUCCAGACUCUACUCAUGUCUGAGGUGAAUCUAUCGAUCAUCUCUUAGUUUGAGGAUUCAAACCGUCUGAACUGUAUUUGUGGUCUAUUCAAGAAGCAAAUCGUGCUCCACUUGCGCUCGGCGUUGCAGGGCGGUGUUUUGUCAUUGAGAUUUGUUUGCCUCAUGUCCCCCUUUUCUCAUACCCUGCCAGUUCAGUUGUGAGAAUUCUUUUUCUUUCUUAAAAUCUACUCUUGUUUGUUUCACUAAACGAAGGUUAUCAGCUGCGCAGUUCCAACACAAGCUUUGCAAUGUUCAGAGACGUUUCUCAAUUCCCUGCUGUGGGACGAACUCAAGUGGUGAGGGGUUUAAGCAUGAGCCUUCAGUUGCCGGGAAAGCUCUGAUUUCCUGCGAGCCUGUGAUCAUCCUUUUCCUCAACAUUUAGUUUUGAGCAAACUCUCUCCUAAGGUUUCUGUUCACUCAUUCAUUUCAUUGUCUUGAAAAGCAAAAAAACCCAAAAACAAAAAAACCACUAGUAUGAUUCUCCCCUUCCUCAUUUUAAAAAUGUUUUGUUUUGCUUUGUUUGAACUUAGGGUCUCUUCUAUCUGGCUCUUGCACUCAGAUCCUCAGAGUUCAUAGCCUUCAGAGUCAUUUCAAGCAUGGGAACUUGAUGUUACCUUCCUUUAUCUGAUCACACAUUAGGGACUCAUGGGAAGGCAGCCACUUUGUAAUGAAGCAGCCUGUUCUGGUGUGAAAAACCUGGUCUGCUUAAGAAAAGUACCUGUUUGUGGAGGCAACAAGUAAAAAAAAAAAAAUUAACAGCUUGAUUUGAGUAGCCAACAGGAAAGGUUCCUUUCACAUUUACAUUAAAACUAUUCUGUAGUCACUAACGUACCAUAAUUUAAAUUCUCUUUGCAAAGGUAUAGAUGAUAAAGCAGUGCCAUUUGUUGCUGUGGUCCUAUUCUCAGAUGCAUGGACAAUGUUCCCCUCUUCUUAAAAUAAUGCUUGUAUCUGGGAUACAAGCUAUGCUUAUCUUUUUAAAUACAUUUUUAAAGUAUUUAUUAAUGAACCAAAGGAAAUCAGAUGCUUUCUGUGAGCAUCAGAAUAUAUAAUACAUAGUGAUUUGACUAUGAAUUUUAAAUCCACAUUUUAAUAUUAGUGGUAUAUUGCAAAGACAUUCCUUCUAAAGUUUUAAUAUUCCUUUUAUUAAGGGUCUCAGGGAGGGUAAAUUAGUCAGCCAUAUUUAUUUUCCAGAGAUAUAAGGAAUUGCUACGUUUUUUAAUUAACUUUUUUAAAAAUUUAAAUGCCACCAAACUCAUGGGUUGCACUGCUUUUGAACCAAUAAGUAUUGGUAUGCACUUUGUUCAGAAAAACACUGUGUACUUUUUCAAAAUUAGUUUCAUGUAAAGUGAUUGGACCCCUAGAUUAGUGGGAAAAAGCUGAUUAGCCAGCUACUCAUAGGCUGCUAAUUAAUUCAUUGCCAGUGUCGUGGUUUUUCAUUCAGUUUUGCCUCCGUGAUAAAAAUAAGUUGAAGAAUGGGGAGGGGAGAAGGAAGGGAGGAUUGCUUUAGAACAGGUGAGAUGAAAUUGCUGUUUCAAUAGAAACUGCAGCCAACAGUGGGCUUCUCUAAGCAAUGAGACGUUACCAGGCUAGUCCUCUAGCUGCCUUUGUGUGUUCUCUUGAGGUAGCCAGGUGGUAGGUACUUUAGACUUUGAAUUUCUGAAAUUGAUGACACCCCCUCAGGCAUGUAUUCUGGAAAUGGAAUUCUUGUAACUUCCGGUGUUUGCAGUUUGCCCUGCAAAUUAGUAGGCAGCGCGAAAAACACUAGUGUAGAUUAUGAAGAUAUAUAUUAAAAGAGGACCAGAAAUACUUGGUAUUCAGCAGCACAGUAAGCAGGUUAUAAAAACAAAAACAAAAGCACAGUGUUAACGCUUGCAAGUUUCCAUCUGUUUUGAUACCACACGAUCUUUCACUCUGGUGCAUGUGCACACAGAGCUUUACCUGACUUGGCUCUGCUUGAGUCAUGCAGUUAAAAAAAAAAAAGUAAAGACAUCUCUACACCCAGAAAAUAUUUUAAUCAAAACCUUUCAGUUUCAAUCUGGAUAUUUAAAAACAUUGGCAGAAGCUUCUGUGAGUUUAGUUCCACUAAGGUGUUUCACCUGCCUUAUCAAGACCAUUCUCAGUCUACUUUUUUAAGCUACGUAUCUUAAAUUAUUGAAAAUUUAAUUGCUGAAUAUAUAAUAACCUUUGCUUGUAUGUAACCGAAAAUGGUUUAAGAGCCAACAUUUAGAGUAUGACAAUGGAGCUGAACAGUUUUUAAUGCGCAAGCAGUUCUGUUCUUGUGUAUGACUUGUAACCUUAAUUUACUGUGUAAAGAUGGUUACAUUAUUUCCUUAGCUUUGUUUGUUGGAGACAAAUAGAGAAUGCUUGUUAAGUAUGUCAAAACAUAAUCUUAUCUUGUGAAUUUUUGUUAAUGUAUUAUACGAGCUAUAUUUUUCAUUUGCCCAGAAAGACAGCUUGUAUAACGCUUUGGGAAGUUUCUGCUCUGUAAUGUCUUUAGAGCUGACAGUCUGUUAGGUUUGUUUUUUUUCUUCAUGCUAAAGUGUCAGUUGGUGGUUUUGUGAACUGGUCAGAAAUUCACAGGUCUUAAAUGUUUUGGGGAAAUUUAUAUUGGACACUGCUCUUUGUGUAGCAAAUAAAAGAUGUUAAUAUAUUCCUGUUACUGGCAUGUGCACGACUAUGUUAUUAGAAGCCACUUUAUCAUUUUCCUGCUUUAAAUAGAAAUGUCUAUUUAUGAAUUCUGCUUGUAGUUUUUUCACAAAUAAAAUAGUAAAAUUUACAUUGAAAUCUU